Messenger RNA from Camelina sativa (false flax), 2484 nucleotides. NCBI's taxonomy places the organism in Eukaryota, Viridiplantae, Streptophyta, Magnoliopsida, Brassicales, Brassicaceae. The record is from RefSeq and is a predicted model, not a curated record.
GGCAAAGUGAGACUACAUUAUUAUUUUUUUGUUGUUUUUGUACAUUGAAGAAUCUGAGGCGGGUCUAGGGUUCUUCUUGCUGCAGUGUCUCCAGUCUCCACCAUGAAAUCACGGCGUCAGAACAUUUCUCGGCGCAAUACGCGAUCGAUGACCUUUGUAAAUGGAAGAGGAAACACGUUGCCGAUCUCAAUCGAACUCGUGAUGGAGAUAUUCUCGUGGCUGCCGGCGAAAUCUAUAGCGAGAUGUCGUUGCGUGUCGAAGCUCUGGAACGCCGUACUACGCCGCCCAGAUUUCACGGAGCUGUACUUGACCAGAUCUUAUUCUGACCGCCCGCAGCUCUUGUUCGCCUUCCGCGACGAAAAGGAAAAUGGGUUCGUCUUCUUCUCCUUACAGCAUCCUCAAAACCCUGUUGAGAACUCGUCCUUUGCUGUAGCCACCAGUCGUUUUACCCAUUCCCUCAAAUUAUAUGAUAUCGUUGGUAUUAGUAACGGCUUCGUCCUUCUUAGAGGUAUCAAGAGAAAUCCUCCAGGAGUGUUGUCGUUGCUAUUCAACCCCAGCACCGGACAAUCGUUACUUUUACCGGAAGUGAAACCGGUAGUGAAGCCCGAUUGCUAUAUGAUUGGGCUGACUAAGUUUAUGGGGUAUGAUCCAGUUAAGAAACAGUUCAAGGUAUUGUCCGCUAACAUGUCAGGUGUAUGCGGAGAUUAUGAAAGAUAUGACGAGUUUCAAGUUCUGACACUAGGAAUUGGGAAACCAUCAUGGAGAAUGGUCGAAUGUUGCUUACCCCAUUAUCCCAAAUCUGGAGGGAUAUGCAUCAAUGGUGUUUUCUACUAUCUAGGUGCGGCCGACAGGGGUUUUGAUCAAUCAAUAAUGGUAGUUUGUAUUGAUUUAACUUCUGAGAAGUUCAGCUUUCUGAACUUCAGUGGACCGAUGCAAGGUGCAACUACUCUGAUAAAUUACAAUGGGAAACUAGGUUCCCUUAUGUCUAAAUAUUUUUAUGGGAGAGAUACAAGUUUUGAGUUGUGGGUUCUCGACGACUUGGAAAAAAAGGAAUGGUCCAAGCAUGUUUUUGUAUUAUAUCCUCCUGUUUGGCAGCAUGCAGUUGAGGGGGCCACAUUACGCUUUUUCGGAGUGGUUGGUACAAAUGAAUUUGUGUUUGUGCCGGCAUUUCUGUAUAAGCCUUUCUAUGUUUUCUACUACAAUGUUGAGAAGAACACUGUCGUAAGAGUUGGAGUUAGAGGAAUGAAAGGGUUUUAUGGUGAUAGUGUUGACGACUUUUCAAACCAUGUGGAGAAUGUGGAGCUUAUUCGAGCAUUUUAGGAAUUUAUAACUUGAAGAGGUUGUGUAACAUAGCUCUUUAAAAGUUCUCAUCAUAAAGACCAUGGGAAUCUUACUUGAGUCGUCGUUAUUUCUCCGCAUCUCUUGGGUAAGUUAUCAUUUUGUUUCCUUGUUGGAUAUGUAUGUUAUGUUUCCGGUGAAUCUGUGAUGUUGUGAAACUUAUGUGGAUACUUAAUGAAUCUUAUUAUCUUAUUUAUCACUUUACAUAAUUGCUAGAUCAGCUUUAACGAACCUCCGAUAUUUAGGCCUAAAUUUUAGGCUAAAUGGGGUUUCCCUUAAACAAAAAAGCAUGCACAAUCUUUUUUUCGAAGUGGAGAUUGCAAACUCGGUAUCUCCACCAUGAAAUCACGGCGGCGGCACGUCUCGGAGGAUGGUCUAACCAUUUCCCGACGACGCAAUACACGAUCGAAUACCUCACUUAAUUAGUGAAAGAGAACAUUCAUUUCCGAUCCCAACAGAUCUCAUUAACGAGAGAUAUUCUCGAUGUUGCCGUCGAAAUCUAUAGCUAUACGUCGUUGCGUAUCCAAGUUCUGGGCCACCAUACUUAGACUUCCAGAUUUCACGGAGUUGUUCUUGACCAAAACAUCAGCUCGCCCGCAGCUGUUGUUUGCUUGCGAAACAAACCAAGGGUUGGUCUUCUUCUCCUCACACCAGUCUCCUCAUCAAAGCCAAUCAGCUUGCACAUUUCCCCAACGCAUGUGGACUCAUUGGUCCUAGCAACGGCGUCGUCUGUCUUACUGAAAAACGGAUCUUAAAGGGAAGGAAAAAUCCAGCGUUGGUGUCGGUUAUAUGUAACCCUAGCACCGGAGAAUCUUUAACUUUACCUAGAAUGAAGACGAGGAAGAGGAGUGGGCUGAGAAGCUAUUUUGGGUAUGAUCCGGUUAAGAAACAAUUCAAGGUACUGUAUAUGACUUGGUCAUUUGAUGGGAUCUGUAAGGAGCAUCAGAUUCUGACGUUGGGAACAGGGAAAUUGUCAUGGAGAAUGAUCCAAUGUUGCUCACCACAUGAUCCCAUACAUUAAAAUCAAGGGAUAUGCAUCAAUGGUGUUUACUACUAUAUAGCUCGUGUCAACAUGUUUUCUGAAGAGUAUAUGAUAGUUUGUUUUGAUUUUAGGUCUGAGAAGUUUAUUAUUUUAAAAGUCAUGGA